GCCAAAUCCGGCAAGGGCAAUAGAGCGAUCUUUGAGUAGUUUUACGAUCGACUCUCAAACGUCUACAGCCACCGUCACCCGGUCUCUGAGCCCCGACACUCACUCAAAACUUGUGGCAUACUACUCUCCGCCGAGCACAAUGUCUCCUGCGACGCCCACUGCCGACGACAUCGAGGAGCUGCUCCUGUCGUGCCGCUACGGCGACCUCGAGGACGUCCAGCAGUUCGCCGACCGCUUCGGCCGCGACCCGCUCAACGACGCCCGCGACGGGCGCGGAAACACCGUCCUGCAUAUGGCGGCGGGCAACGGACACACAGAAACGCUAGAGUUCCUCCUCCGUCACGUCUCGCCCGCACUCUUGUCCGCGCAGAACGACGCGCGGUCGACGGCGCUGCAUUGGGCAGCGCUGAAUGCCCACCUCCCUGUCGCCCAGGCCCUCGUCAAGUCCCCCGAGGGACCGGGCGUGGAUCUCAUUGAUGUCAAGAACGACGCGGGCCGGACGCCCCUCGGGGAGGCCGAGAAUGUCGGAUGGGAGGAGGGCGCGAAGUGGUUUGUGGAGGUGAUGAACCUCGACGAGAACACGAAGGACGAGGAGAUGCAGGUCGCGGAGGACGCCGACAAGAUUGAGGUCGAAAUCCAGGAUGCCGAGGGCCAGGUCGCAAAAAUGACCAUCGGACAACGAGCUGCCGAUGCUACUCCCCCAAACCCUCCGAGUGCGACAUAGCCCUGUGCCUGAGACAGAUCUAUAACAAAAUCCUCGGCCAAGACGUGGUGUAACACCGAACAUCGCUAUCCAAAUCGUUUGGUGAUUAUAUGUCUCUCCGUCCAAUGUACCGAUGGUAGACGCAUGAUGCAAGCUGUAUCGGUGUGGUGAUUCUGUAGCACUUAGCUGUAAAAGUACGAUUUCGUGAAACGACAGAUAGGAACAUAUGUCGUAUCUCAACAAGAUGUCUACAAUCACACCUUGAUUUGACAUGUUC
Messenger RNA from Rhodofomes roseus, 980 nucleotides. Its product is annotated as ankyrin. The record is from RefSeq and is a predicted model, not a curated record. Bases 140 to 724 code for a protein of 194 amino acids. Lineage: Eukaryota; Fungi; Basidiomycota; Agaricomycetes; Polyporales; Fomitopsidaceae. The transcript has 3 exons. Gene Ontology annotation, molecular function: protein binding.